AUCGCGUCGGCGGUUUUUAUACUCGUGAAACAUUUUACUACACGACACGCGCACGUUGAGAACGAAAUCUAAUCGUAGGACGUAGGGCGCGGUCCACUUGACGAUCAGUAAGGCGGUCAGUAAUCAGUAAUAGCGCGCAGCUUCGCGAUCACGUACGUUGUUUGUUCGUCCGCGUGCUGCGCGGCGAGAUUAAUGAAAGUCGACUGUCGCUUAUAUACUUCGCGAAUAUACACCAUUGGCAGAACGCCAAUUAGACGCGGCGGCGUCUAAUACCGUCGCGCGACCGGCUGGGAAUUAGAAUUAUACAAUACCAAUUUUUCCACUCGCUACUUUCCGUAUUUCACUGGGAGAUCUGGCAGACGUCAAGAUGCAUCUAGCAACUGUCUUCUUAUUACUGAUUUGUUUGUCGUUCUCGACUGCCUCUGAACUCCCCAAGAAUAUCGUGCUGAUUGUUACCGACGAUCAAGACUCCGUUCUAGACGGCAUGACGCCAAUGACAAAUACUCUGAAUCUCAUAGGACGUCAGGGCGCCACAUAUACAAAUUGCUUUGUAGCCUCGCCGGUUUGUUGCCCCAAUCGAGCGUCCAUUCUGACCGGACGAUAUCAACAUAAUCAUCUAACGGUGAACAACUCUAUCGCCGGUGGUUGCAGUAGCGCGCAAUGGCAACAAUUACGAGAGCCGAAAACGUUCGCCGCCGUUUUGCAUAGCGUCGGAUACAAGACCUUUUAUGCGGGGAAAUAUCUAAACCAGUAUGGAAACAAGAAGGUCGGCGGAGCGGCUCAUGUACCAGUGGGCUGGGACUGGUGGGCCGGUCUUGUAGGAAACUCGAGGUAUUACGAUUAUUCGUUAUCCAUAAACGGUACCGAGAGAAAUUACGGUAACAGCCCGAGCGAUUACCUUACCGACGUUAUCAGUAAUCUGGCUAUAGAUUUUAUCAAAGAAUACUCCGGUGAUCAACCUUUUCUCAUGGUGUUGGCACCUCCAGCCCCUCACGCGCCAUUUACACCCGCCGACAGACACAACGGCAAAUACAACGGCACGAAAGCAAAGAGAACGCCGAAUUUUAAUGUGCCCGUGCAUCAGGAUAAACAUUGGUUAGUUAGAGAAGGUCCAACUCCCUUACCUGACAAUAUAUUACCAAAAUUAGACGAGAUAUACAGGAGGAGAUGGGAAGCUUUACUAGCGGUAGACGAACUUGUUAAGGACGUACACGAUUUACUGAAAGCGCGGAAUUUCUUGGACGACACUUACUUUAUUUACACGUCCGACAACGGAUAUCACAUUGGACAGUUCAGCAUGCCAAUGGAUAAGCGUCAACCGUAUGAAACAGAUAUACGUGUCCCAUUACUGAUAUCCGGGCCGAGAAUCGAGCCGUCUACGAUUUCCGCGCCGGUCAGUAGCGUAGAUAUCUUUGCCACGCUUUUAAACAUAGCCGGCGUGGUGUAUCCGUCGGACGGCACGACAUUAUUUAGUACAUAUCGUUCCGUGCCGCGAGAUCGUACCGUUCUGAUAGAAUACAGAGGGGAGAGAUCCAACAAGCCGCCGUCAUCCGGUUGUCCAAGCGACAACGAUUUGAACGUCACGUUGUGCGCGAAAGAGAUGGCGUGUAAAUGCCAAGACGCCGCGAACAACACGUUCAGUUGCAUUCGCCGCGUUUCGCCGAACUUCAACAACAUCUUCUGCAUCUUCGAAGACGAUCAGAGAUUUAUCGAGGCUUACGAUAUGAAUAUCGAUGAGUACCAAAUGGCAAAUAUCGGGUAUACCAUGGAGAAGGGAUUGAGACACAGAUUCAGGAAGCGUCUGAAGAGAAUGGCGGUGUGUCAGGGCGCAGAAUGCAUUCUCGCAAGCUUGGGAAGUAAAUCUGAAUACAUUUAUUAAUCCCUGUCUUUUAUUACUUUUUUAUACAUAGGUAUUGUCAUGUGUGUUAUAAAGUGUAAUAAAAUAUAUGUAUACCUUAAAUCAUGUAUAUCCCAUUAAAAAAAUUAUGCUUUAAGAUAUAUAUUUAUAUAUGAAUUUAUUUCCGUUUUCAACUAAAUUGUUUUCUCUUGUAUAUUUACGUUUUGUUUUA
Molecule: messenger RNA, 2069 nt
Organism: Wasmannia auropunctata (little fire ant)
Lineage: Eukaryota; Metazoa; Arthropoda; Insecta; Hymenoptera; Formicidae
Product: N-acetylglucosamine-6-sulfatase-like
Exons: 9
Coding region: 368-1879 (503 amino acids)
Biological process (GO): glycosaminoglycan metabolic process
Molecular function (GO): N-acetylglucosamine-6-sulfatase activity; glycosaminoglycan binding
Source: RefSeq, a predicted model, not a curated record